AUACACACAGACACAGACACACACGCUCACACACACACACACACACAGGCACACACGCUCACAGACGCACAGACACACACAUCACGAGGAUGAUCCCGUUUGUUGUGUCUGGGGUACGGUUCGUGCUGUCGCUGCGCAACUGGCUCAUGUCGCUGACAGACCCCACGAGCGGUGGCGGCACGGGAGGGUGGUGGGUGUCUGGGGUUGGUGCAGGAAGCGGCGCUCAGUACUUCAACCUGCUCGAUUUCGAUACACGGGACCUCGACGAGAACACAAGCAGCAGCAGCAGCAAUGCCCGUGGCGGUAGUGCUGGUGACAGCGUGGGUGUGGAUAUGGAGGCGUUCGUGGAGGAGCGAUAUCGACGUGACGAGCGAGCGCGCAGCGUCCUGGCACGCAGACCGUCUCAUCAGCGGCAACUGGAGGCACCACCGCAACACGCGGCCCUGACCAGCUCAUGACACGGCUCUGCCUGCCUGUUGGUUGAUGUGUGUAUGCAUGUGUAUGUAUAUGCAUGUAUGUGCAUGCGUGUGUUUGCGUGUUUGCGUGUGUGUGUAUGUGUAUGUAUGUGUGUAUGCAUGUGUGUAUGCAUGUGUAUACAUGUGUGUAUACAUGUGUGUAUGCAUGUGUAUGUGUGUGUGUGUGUUUGCCAAUUUGCAUGUUGUUGUUUAAUUCACCAAGGCCUUUACAACGCGCCACAUUCUAGCUUGCAUACUCUGCAUCUAAGCGACAGUAAACGAUUUACCCUCG
Molecule: messenger RNA, 747 nt
Organism: Salpingoeca rosetta
Lineage: Eukaryota; Choanoflagellata; Craspedida; Salpingoecidae
Exons: 1
Coding region: 90-458 (122 amino acids)
Source: RefSeq, a predicted model, not a curated record